This is a messenger RNA of Achroia grisella, 2715 nucleotides long. RefSeq lists its product as uncharacterized. The record is from RefSeq and is a predicted model, not a curated record. The transcript has 9 exons. Lineage: Eukaryota; Metazoa; Arthropoda; Insecta; Lepidoptera; Pyralidae. Bases 131 to 2500 code for a protein of 789 amino acids.
AGUUGUCAUGGCCUGUCAGAAUUGCACUGAAAUAUUUUUAAAUACAUAAAUAGUAGGUAUACGCGUCGGUGGUUACACUACACUCACACGUUGUAAUUUGUAUUAAUUUUUGUUCUAAAUUACUUAUAUUAUGGAUGACGAAAUUGAAGAUAUGGUAGGGGAUAUUAAGUACACAGACUCGCAGAAAAGUGUAGCCACUUCAAACGUGUAUUCUCUUGACUUUACCGACAGUAGUUCAGACAAAAAUAACUCUUCUGGUAAAGAUACAUACGUUAUAGAAUGCGACGACAGCGACGAUAUAGAUAGUGAUAAAACAUUUCAACUGCACAACAAUCAAAGUAUUAUUGAUUUAAAAAACUAUUGUGUUAAAGUAAAUCACGAUGCGGAUGUACAAUGUGAAAAUGUGCAAAGGCUAAAUAGAUCAGCAACUGCGAGUCUUCAUAAAUGCUGUAUCCUAGCUCAAGAGACACAUUUCACUCAAACAAGUAAAACUAUAAUGGAACUAGCCGAAGCGGAAUCUAUAAAAAAAACAGUCUUAAACAAAUCAUUAGAAACACAAACCUCUUUAUUAUCUAUAAUUGAAAAUAAAACCGUACAAUAUACGUUAGAACUUUCCGAGACACAUACAAAUUUGAUAAAAAAUAAAAUGGAUAUUAAUGAAUAUAAUACAAACAACCUUCAUGAUAUUACGUGUGAUCAAGUAUUUACUAAUUCUCUGGACGAUGGUUCUUCAAAGUUUCCAAUGUCAGAAAAAACGGAAGAGAACAGAAGCGAUGAUGAUAGUUCGACAGGUGAAAUAAUAAAAAUUAUAAACGACGAAUCAGAUGAUAAUGUUCUAGGCGAAGAACAAAACGAAGUGCAUUAUGGAAACGGCGAUAAUUUUAAAAUAUCUUCAGAAUCUAGUAUGGAUGUUGAAGAGUAUUCAUUUGCUGACAUUGAAAGUAAAAUAGUAAGCAUCAAUGAAGACAGUAUCAGUGAUGUUAGUGAAGUUCCAACUUCUCUGGACAACGACGUCGAAGAUUUGUAUAAAAAAAUUGCGGAUAAUUUAGAACUCCGUCCAAUUGAGACAGCAUGUGAAUCAGAAAUCCGUCACAUAGGAAUUUUAACACCCUUGACUGAAGAAUCUCUUACUAAAAAUGGGAGUUUUUUAGAUUUAACACCAAACGUUAAUAAUAUAACAAGUGAUGAUAGUAAAAAGGAUAUAAUUUUCACAAACAACGCUGGAAUCAAAAUCAAGAUCCUUCCAGAUGAUACAAAAAAAGAAUCCCUUAAAUUACCAGCUAUUCCAAAUGUUCCAUCAUGUCCUAACAGUCCACACUUUUACUUAUUUUCCAGUAACUCUCCAUAUAGACUAUAUAACAAAAGCAAUGAUUGUCCGUUUGAAGAACAAAAAGAUCGAUGGGAAAUUGGAUCGAAAGAAUUGGCAUCGGGCGAAAGCACACUCAUAAGUAGACGAAAUGAUAUUUUACAAGACAGAGAUCAAUAUGUGCAGUUACCUCCUAUUCAUUUAGAAGGUCAUAUAAUGAAUAAUAAUAAAACUAAACCUGACGCUCCAUUAAAUGAAAAAGCUAGAAAAUAUUCUUCUCCAACUACAGAGUCUGUACACGAUGCUAUUAGCAUAAAUGAUAGAAUUAAAGAAUUGAAAACUACAACCAAGAAAACAAAGCAGUGGACAUAUCCUAAAUAUUUCCCGUCUACAGAGAGCAGAACAAGCAGGAGUGUUUCACCGAAUAGCAACUCACCUGAUGAAAGCAAGCUUGGAGAUAUUGCUGAGCGAGGAUGCGAGGCGCUUUGUGUCGAAUUACUGAGAAGACUGCGGUCUAGUUCUUGGUUGGAAGUAACUGAUACGCUUCAAGAUGCGUCUAUAGUAUUGGAAAAGUUCUGGGGUGUAAUAACAGAAAAUCGAAUUGCGGACUUAAUAAGACAUGUGAGUGCUCACAUAGAAUCGCCGCGUACACAAGUGGCUCGCUCGGCGUGCAGCACAUUAGCUGCCAUCAUCAAAAACACCAACUACACGAAGAAACCGGAUUUUCAUGAAGCGGUAACAAUUCUGCUAACGAAAACUGGCAACUUCAGUCGGCCGGUGCGGCGUGCGGCAAACGUGGCGCUCGAUGAUAUUGUUUGCGGGGUCGAGCUCACUCACGCCGUCACUGCACUCUGUGUCCAUGGCACUAGUCACAAGAGUCCACUAGUACGAUGUGCAGCAGCGCGAUUGCUCGUGGUGUGUUGCGCGCUCGCCAACGGCGGCAGGGAACUGCUGAGGACCCGGCCCGCGAGCGCCGCUGUCGCUCGUCGCCACGCCCUCAGAUCUAUGGCCGCCUUGCUAGACGACAAGAACACAGAUACGAGAAAAUACGCCGAGCGACUGUAUUCCAUGCUGCGCCCGCUGAAUAACUUUGAAGCUUAUUACGUGACCGACGUGGACGUGGAACUUGCGACCCGGCAAAUGAAGAAGUACGACCAGCUCCUACUGUGCGGUCCGCACAGAGAAGCCAGGUGAUGUUGAUUCCGCUGCUGACAACUAUGCAGACAAUGGACCCAACAAGUAGUGCUUCAUAAUUCCUGGGCCGUAAUACCUGUAUCUAUUACAACUCUAUGAUAACAAUGGACCCAACAAGUAGCGCUUAAUAAUACCUGGGCCUUACCUGGACCUUACCGCAGCUAUCACAACUCUAUUGACAAUGGACCCAACAAGUAGUGCUUAAUAAUUCCUAG